This is a messenger RNA of Rhizophagus irregularis DAOM 181602=DAOM 197198, 429 nucleotides long. RefSeq lists its product as uncharacterized. The record is from RefSeq and is a predicted model, not a curated record. NCBI's taxonomy places the organism in Eukaryota, Fungi, Glomeromycota, Glomeromycetes, Glomerales, Glomeraceae.
AUGAAUCCGCAAGUUCAAAUUUCUAACUCUCAACCAACUCUUAUUUCCACCCAUCCUACCACCUUUUUCUUUCGGCCACCAAAUGAUUUUUAUCAUUAUCAUGUUAUUUGUGAGGAAAUCUCAAACGACACUGUUGAGUAUUUAUUAAAUAAAUUAAAUAAAUUAUUAAAAGAAAGUAACGUUCAAUCCAAUGAAAAUGAAUGUAUUUUCUAUUAUCAACAACAAUAUGAUAACCGGAUUUAUCAAGUAUCAUGCGGAAUUGUUUCACCUCUCGUGAUUAAUAAUUGUUUAAGUAAAAAUUUUCUCGGAAUUGAAUUUCAACAAAACAUGGAACAAGAGCAUUUAAUGUUGACUUUAGGUCAAAAAGAGUAUCUUGAACGUCAUUUGAAGAAAUAUUUAAGUCAAUACGUAUUAGAAAUUAAAAAUUAA